This is a messenger RNA of Dendroctonus ponderosae (mountain pine beetle), 3751 nucleotides long. RefSeq names its product tyrosine kinase receptor Cad96Ca (gene Cad96Ca). Gene Ontology annotation, molecular function: transmembrane receptor protein tyrosine kinase activity; ATP binding; calcium ion binding. Gene Ontology annotation, cellular component: signaling receptor complex; membrane. The transcript has 10 exons. The record is from RefSeq and is a predicted model, not a curated record. NCBI's taxonomy places the organism in Eukaryota, Metazoa, Arthropoda, Insecta, Coleoptera, Curculionidae. The coding region runs from base 1163 to 3172 and encodes 669 amino acids. Gene Ontology annotation, biological process: cell surface receptor protein tyrosine kinase signaling pathway; positive regulation of kinase activity; multicellular organism development.
GGAAAAAGUGAGGAUUUAAGAAUCAAGCUAGAUAAUAAAUACUGCAACAGUCGAGGCAAAAUAAAUGCGAAAAUACCAUUCGAUCAUUGCCGAUUUAUUCAUUACAAAGUGAGGAUUAAUUUCAGUCUCUUCGGCUACAAUACAAAAGCGACAAAAUAGGAGAAAAAACGAACAACUUUAGAAAAUAACAGUGAAGAAGAUAUAGAACAAAAUGAAGACACCAGUAACCGAAAUAUUCACCUCAUACUCUGAACAUUUGAAGCAUAAACGAGUACGAUUGAUCCAGAAAAAAUGUGAUUUGACAUUUCCCAAAAUCAUCAACAAUCGUCAUUUGAACUCGUACAAAGAAAAUACAUUUGCGUUGGUUGCUUAUGUAUUUUUCAUUUCCUCUCAUUCGUUAAUUCAUGCGAGGAAAAUUCAGUUUUAAAUGCGGCCUCAAAAGCCGAAUUGUACUUGGUUUAGCUGUUAUAUAUUUAAACAAAAAGUUCGGAACCGUAUUAAAAAAAAUUAAAACCUUUCCAAUUCACUGAAUUGAAAAACUGUUUGGGUAAUUUUUAGAGACAUUUCACUACCGAGCUGCUGAACUCGCCUUUACUUAAUCUUUUAAUAAUAUUGUGUUUGUUCUGUCGAUUUAUCGCCAUUUUUAGCUGGAAUUAGCUGGACUUGAGUGCGAUUGAAGGCUGUAACUCAAACACCCUGUUAAAUCUGGUGUCAGGCCUAAUUUUAUGAAUGAAAAACGCUUUAAAUUUCAUUUAAAUAUCCCGCUUAAAAGAGGUACCGUUAGUACAGUUGUGGUACUUGCACAAACCCAAAAUCAUGUGUUUACACUUUAACUUUCUAAAACCAGUCCGCCGCUCAACCGUGGGUUCGACUUCAGUACGAAUGGAAUUGUUCUUCAUUGCUUUGACCGUGAACAUGGCGAACAUAUUUUACGCGAAAAAUUGACAAAUAGUCGCGCGGGUACCGAUGGAAAAUAUGGCUUCGGUAACAUAAGUUUCCAUGGUAAAAUCGUCGCCUGAGAACCUUUGCGGGAUUUCUUCGGAAAAACGCCAACAUCGAAGUGGAGCGAAUACGUUUGUGUGUGCUGGUGCUCAAAUGCGAAAAUCAAAUUAUGAACAGAUUUAUAUUAAAAGUGUCAAUUAGUGGAUUAAUUGAGUGAACCAUGCAUUGGAGACCAUGGAUCGGGCUACUUUCCUUUGCAUUCGUGAUUGCGCAAGGAGGAUGCCAAUUAUCCGACCAUACACCCCCAUCCAUUCCCUGGACAGAACGCAACUGGCAAAUUCCAGACAACGAACCAAUCGGAAGCAAAAUCGUCCAGGUUCAUGGCAAGGAUCAGGAAAAUGACAAUCUCACUUUCGGCUUGCAGCAGAUUCAGUUCUUUGGGUCUGAUAAGCCACCUGAACCCUUGCCGUUCCGGAUCGACCCACAAACCGGCGCGGUUUAUUUAAAUGACUCGCUCAAGGGCAAAGGUGGAACCGAUCUGCAUCUUUACGUAACGCUCAGCGAUGGCCAACUGGAAGCAAAAACCGAAGUUUACGUGAACAUUCUAAACUCUUCCGCUCCCUACAAAUCUCCUUUGAACACGCCACCGUUCCCUGGCGGCGGUUUCAAUCCAUUCGCCGGAUUCAAUCCACGACCCCCGAACACGCCACCUAAACCAUCCUCGAAUCUACCGAACAAUUUGGCAAGUGUUUACAAUCCCCCUCCGAAUAUUGCUAACAAUCCGCCACCGAGACCGCAUUAUCAAUUCAUCCCGAAAAAACCCCGGAAUAAUACGGAUGUGACGCCGUUGCGCCCGGUGAAUCCUCCUUAUAUGGAACCACCAAAGAACAACUUGGAUGAAUCCGAAGAAUCCAACGAACUGGACAACAAGACAAAACCAAUUAAGGAUUCUGAACCAGCUAAUGAAAACGAGUUGACUCCAGUAGACUACCGAGUGAAGGGCCCCGAAAUUGGCAACACCAUCGUAUCGGUGGCAUCGGUUUGUGCAGUUUUUCUCAUUGUUGGAAUUGUUGCUGUAGUAUUCCGAAAGAAGAUCUAUUUCAAGAAGAAAAAGGACAAGUCAGACGAUAUGAGGAAAGAUGUGGCUUUACGCGAAGAAGGCAGUAUCAACAUGCACGAAUGGCGAGGUCCGAGGGCUUUUAGCAAUCGCUAUGAGCCGUGGCAGCGCGAAGGAGCCCAACCAGAAACCGGCAAUGAAACGGAAACACCAACAGAUGAAAAGGGCGACCGCUGGGAAUUUCCACGCCAUCGACUCAAGUUCUUCAGUAUUCUGGGCGAGGGUGCAUUUGGACAAGUCUGGAAGUGCGAAGCUAUGGAUUUAGAAGGUAAGGAGGCAGGCCCUAGCAUUGUCGCAGUGAAGACGCUAAAGGAGAACGCAAACGAAAAGGAGAAGAGCGAUUUGAUAUCAGAAUUGCACGUAAUGAAGAUGCUCGAUCCGCACCCGAACGUGGUGAAACUGCUCGGCUGUUGCACGGAAAAAGAGCCAAUUUUCCUCAUCAUGGAGUACAUCACGCAAGGGAAACUGCAGGGGUACUUGCGCGAUUCCCGAGCCGAGCGAUAUUACAACAAUAUGCAUGGGAAAAGCAAAACUCUGACCUCCCGCGACUUGACCUCAUUCUGCCACCAAGUGGCCAAAGGAAUGGAGUUCCUAUCUGCCAACGGGAUAAUCCACAGGGAUCUGGCCGCGCGAAAUAUCCUCAUUACCGAUGACCACAUUUGCAAGGUCGCCGACUUUGGUUUCGCUCGCGAUGUUAUAAGUUCGCAUGUUUACGAAAGGAAAAGUGAAGGACGACUUCCAAUCAGAUGGAUGGCCCCUGAAUCUCUCUACGAUAAUAUUUUUUCCGUUAAAUCGGACGUGUGGAGUUUCGGUAUAUUAAUGUGGGAAGUGGUUACUCUUGGCAGCACCCCUUAUCCGGGAUUGUCCGCUGCAGACGUUAUGAGGAAGGUAAGAGAUGGUUACCGACUGGACAAACCUGAGCACUGUCGAAGAGAAAUCUACAACAUAAUGUACUACUGUUGGGACAAUGAUGCAAACAUGAGACCAUCGUUCUCCGAAUGUGGCAAUCUGCUAGAGAAUCUCAUAAUGACAGAGACUGACUAUAUCGAAUUGGAACGCUUUCCAGACCAUUCUUAUUACAACAUGAUGAGCCUGAGUGGUGAAAAGUUAUGAUUAAACGUGCGGCAAUUUGGGGCAUUAGUUAAUAUAUUAAUUUAUAUUUUGGAAGAUGCGGGAACAAAAUGCCAAUAAUACGAUUUUUAAACACAUAAAAUACUCUUCAACAGUAAUAAACUAGCGUAGGUGAUUUGUACAUAUUAACUUAAUAACUGUUAUUAUUUUAGCUCAGUAAGUGAUAUUACUAGGUAGGAAACCAAAUAAUGCUCACUCCAUAUGGUUGUUCAUUUAAUCCGCCCAAAGGCUUUGUUGCGUCCACAAGUGUAUAUGUGUAUGUUAUUUAUAUAGCUUUAACGAAUGUUUCACUAUAUCCAGUGGAAAACAUGGAAUAACUCGACUUAAGCUUGAUCAACCUUAUUCAAUAGUGCUGGAAAACCGAUUCAGUGUAUAAAAGCGAAUUCAGAUCAAGCCUAUUCCAGCUUUAUAAGUCAAAUGUUAAUGCGCAAAUCAAACACGAUUCUUAUAUUAUAAGAAGGAAAAAACAGCAUAGAUUAGAUUAACUCGUGAAAUGUUUCAUUGCUUAUUUGUUUUUAAGACCGUGUUAAACCAGUUAGUUAAUAAACUUUGUAAAACUGU